This is a messenger RNA of Balaenoptera ricei (Rice's whale), 2082 nucleotides long. It is a transcript of the gene DSN1, whose product is annotated as DSN1 component of MIS12 kinetochore complex. Gene Ontology annotation, cellular component: MIS12/MIND type complex. The record is from RefSeq and is a predicted model, not a curated record. The coding region runs from base 355 to 1419 and encodes 354 amino acids. Gene Ontology annotation, biological process: mitotic sister chromatid segregation; cell division. Lineage: Eukaryota; Metazoa; Chordata; Mammalia; Artiodactyla; Balaenopteridae. The transcript is spliced from 11 exons.
GCGCCCUCGUCUGGCGGGAGUUUUACCGGAGGCGGGGCUGGCGCGGGUGGUGGAUCGCCCAGCGGGCCCAGACCAGGAAGGAGCCUCCGCUUUGGCGCAGGGCGUGCGGGGGUCACCCGGGGCCGCGGAGAGUGGCCUGCGACCUUGUUUUUCGGGGACGGAGGCUUUGGGCUGGACGGGCGUCGCUCUGAGGUCAGGAAGUCGCAGACGUCUCCCUGGACGCGGCCCCGCUCACCCGCGCACCAUCCUCUUUGGGGUCGGACACCUCGGCCCAGCCCAGACCCAACCCGUCGUCACCCCCGACAGCGGGGACUAGGGGGGCUCUGCAGCCACCUCCGGGGUUCUCCACCCAGGAUGACUUCUAGAUCAGAGACUGUAGAAGUGCUAGAAGAGGAACCAGUGGCAUCUAAGACUCAUGAUCGUCAAUUGGAAUCAGAUCCCAACCCUGCGGAAGCGUGUGGUAAUUCGUCCACCUCCCUGGAGAUGAUUGAAGGCGUUUCAAAGGAACAGAUUCACCUUGGCUCUAGCCCUAAAAAAGGGGAAAGUUGUGAUCUCAGCCACCAGGAAGGACUUCAUUCCAGGUCCCUUCAUUUGUCCCCCCAAGAACAGUGUGCCCGUCAUCAAGACAGGAGGCAGUCCUGGCGGCGAGCAAGUAUGAAAGAAACGAACCGGCGGAAGUCACUGCCUCCCUUUCAUCAGGGCAUCACAGAGCUCUGCAGAUCCAUCAGUGUCAACAUAGCAGAAAGGAAACGGCUGGGCUGUCUCCUGCUUUCCAGUUUCCAGUUCUCUGUUCAGAAACUUGAACCUUUCCUAAGGGGCACUGAGGGCUUCAGUCUUGAAAGUUUUAGAGCCAAAGCAUCUUCUCUUUCUGAAGAAUUGAAACAUUUUGCAGACAGACUGGAAAGUGAUGGAACUCUACAAAAAUGUUUUGAAGAUUCAGAAGGAAGAGCACCAGAUUUGUCUCUGGAAACAUCAGUGGCUGAGAUGAAGGAAUAUAUAACCAAGUUUUCUUUAGAACGUCAGAGUUGGGAUCAGCUCUUGCUGCACUACCAGGAGGAGGCUGAAGAGAUCAUACCCAGAGGAUCAACUGAAACCAAAAAUACUGAAGUUGAAGUGGAACCUACAGCAUAUCUUGGGUCUUCCCAGAGUGAAGUCCUUAAUACAAAGCCUGACUACCAGAAAAUAUUACAGAACCAGAAUAAAGUCUUUGAUUGUAUGGAGUUGGUGAUGGACGAACUGCAGGGAUCCAUGAAGCAGCUGCACGCCUUUAUGGAGGAAAGUACCCAGUGCCUCCAGAAGGUGUCAGUACAGCUCGGGAAGAGAAGCACGCAACAAUUAGAUCCUUCACCAGCUCGAAAACUGCUCAAGCUUCAGCUACGGAAGCAGCCUAGCACACGUUGCUCUAAAUCUUGUCAGUGACCUUAUGCAGCUUUUCUGCCACAGGAUGCUCCAGAGGAGAGAAACAGGAAGAGUGCCCCAGUGCACGGCAACUGCACAGCGGGCUAAGCUGUGACAUCUGCCCUGUUGCCUUUGAAGAUAACUGGCUGACUAUAAAGCACUUCGAUUUUUUUCUUAAAAUGAUGGAAUUUAUGCAUCUGAAAGAAUGUCAUAUAGAAACUUUUUCCAAGAAUGUGCAAAGUGCUUGAGACUUCUGCUUUGGAAUGACCUUCAGAACUAGUGGCCCAUUCUUUUAAAUAUCCUUUGUGAUGAGAAACCUUCCUCUUGUGAAGAUGUUUUUCAGGCUUUGAAACAACGCAAAGUCACUCAGGGCCAAAUCCGAUAAACAUUUUAGGGGUCGUCCUGGUUGUAAAGGGAAUGAGACUGAUUUCUAGUGUGGCUUUGAAGGUGAUUUUAGGAUCGUGUUUUAGCAUUGUGUGGAUACAUAAAUCGCAUCACAACAUGUCCAAAUUGAAGGAAGUACCACUCAUUCUCUAUAUCCUGUUGUCUAUAGUGUGCUUUAGCUUUUAAUAUUGAGUGGACAUCCUAAAUCCUGGAUUCAUGGCAAGAAGGGGUUAAGUACCUCUUUUCAUUGUUCUCCAUAUUUGUUAAUAAUACGCAUUAUAAGAUUGCACAUACUUAAAA